CAGCGCAGCAUGCGCGGCACCUGCAGGUUCUGGCAUUACACGCGCAACCUGGCGGCGAACGCGCUGGAUCCGGCGAACGAGGCGCGCAUGCUGAAGUACGGAUACCACGCAGACAGCGAGUGGAAUCGGGAGCUGCUGUUUGCGGCGAAGAAAAACCUGUUUGGUAGAAGAAAAGAGAAUGUCGAGUGGCGGGAUGGUGACGGUCGCGUCGUCGCGGCCGAGGUGGGGGACGGCUUGAAACUUGUAGAGACGAUGGGACGGAAGAGGAGGGACGUGUUAAUUACUUGUUGGGCGGUUCGGAAGUGGGUCCUUGGAACACUUGCCGAGAGAGAAUAACGACCGUGGUUGCUGGAAUACUGGCUAAUUUGGGACUGCACAUAGGCGCUUAUAUGGGAACAGGCACAUAGGAAAUACCACUUCCGGGUUCUGUCGUUUUCUAUAUACAAGAUCCGAUAUACGGCGUUCUAGGAGUAGCAUACAUAGC
Messenger RNA from Aplosporella prunicola CBS 121167, 484 nucleotides. RefSeq lists its product as uncharacterized. The transcript has a single exon. The coding region runs from base 10 to 336 and encodes 108 amino acids. NCBI's taxonomy places the organism in Eukaryota, Fungi, Ascomycota, Dothideomycetes, Botryosphaeriales, Aplosporellaceae. The record is from RefSeq and is a predicted model, not a curated record.